GCCUCCCGCCCGCCAUGCAGAAGGUCAUGUUCAAGGGACUGCUGCCCGAGGAGAAAACCUUGCGGGAAAUCAAAGUAACGAACGGAGCAAAGAUAAUGGUUGUGGGCUCUACCAUCAACGAUGUGUUAGCAGUAAAUACACCCAAAGAGGCUGCUCAACAGGACGUCAAAGCUGAGGAAAACAAAAAGGAGCCACUUUGCAGACAAAAGCAACACAGAAAAGUGUUGGACAAAGGAAAACCUGACGACGUGAUGCCUUCUGUCAAAGGCGUGCAGGAGCGGCUGCCCACGGUGCCGCUGUCCGGCAUGUACAACAAGUCAGGGGGCAAAGUCAGGCUGACCUUCAAACUCGAGCAAGACCAGCUCUGGAUUGGUACAAAAGAGAGAACAGAAAAGUUACCCAUGGGGUCCAUUAAAAAUGUGGUGAGUGAACCUAUUGAAGGCCAUGAGGAUUAUCACAUGAUGGCAUUUCAGCUGGGCCCAACAGAAGCAUCUUACUACUGGGUCUAUUGGGUCCCAACUCAGUAUGUCGAUGCAAUCAAAGACACGGUGCUGGGGAAGUGGCAGUAUUUUUGAAAGCACGCUCACCUCUGGCACGGGAAAAUGACACAAAUCUAAGGACACUGCUGGGAGAGGCCUCCAACAUCCCUGGAUGUGACAGUCCUGGAACUUAUUAUUAAAACAUGCUAAACGAGGCAUGGAUGGAAGCCAGAGGUGAUGUUCUUUCACCAUUAGUUUACUUUUAACUUAAAGAUUUCACCAUCCCUUUUCUGCAGUCAGCUUCAACCAUAUUUAAAGCAAAUACAAUGGAAAUCAAUAAAUCUGAAUUCACAAAAUAUUGUGUGUAAUACACUUAAAUCUGCUGAGAGUUGAUCUUCCAGUUUAGUUUUAAAGAGAAAAUAUUGCAAUGUAUUAUUGAGGAUUUUUUACAUGGUUUGAACAAAACCAAAUAUUUUCAUAAUCUCUCAGUUAUCAGCAUUAGACUUACUUUAGUGACUUGGUUGUGAAGGGGACUUUGAGGGGCAGAUUUUUAAGAGCUAACUGUAGCAGAGCACAGCGUCGCUGUUCGGUGAAGCCAUAUCCCGCUGGCCCUCCAGGGCAGCCUCCACUCCUUGGUAGCAGAACUAAUUCUUUGUUUUCACCCAAAGAUGCCCUGCUUGCUUGGGAAGUUUCCUGGCCUUUUCCCGAGUCUGGCAGCUCCAGGUUGGUCGGUGCAGCGUGUUUGGAGCAGGUGAAUUGUGCAGGGAUGCUUUGUCGUGGCAGGUGACCCAGUGCUGCCAGCUGCUCCCUCCCGUGCCCGGUCAGUGCUUCACUCCUGCCCUGGGCUGCUGCAUUUCGGGAGCAUUUUCUUGCUCAUGCAUGUUGCAGUCCAGGAUCAUUUUGCAGCUGCUGCGUUGACACUGAGCUGUUGGACUGGGAGCACCCUUGUGCUGCUGGUGUGAGCAGGGGGACACAGUGGCAUGGACAUGGAUGGAAACACCGUAACGCUGCAGGGGGACACAGAUCUCCCAAAGGGAGGGAACCACAGAGACCUUCCUGCCCUGUUUGGGGUGGGGGAAGUAAGGAAGAGAGAAACUCCGAGGCUGUUUUGGAUUCUUAAUAACAGCAGCAGUCUUUGUGAGCUGGAUUUGAAAAUUUGUAGUGAUGGAAUUCAGUGAAUCGUACUUUAACCAUUCAGUGGGGGAUGUUUUGAAAUGUAAACCACCUUCCAGCUUUUCUCCUGCUCCAGUUCACAAGAAGCCCUCACACCUGAUUCUGUCAGAAGGAACGUGCUGUGCCUGGGGCUGUGGUGCUCUGUGUGUCAUGCCAGCCAUCCAUGUGCCAUUUCUCUCAGGUGUUCUGAACAGAGCCCUCAGCCCUGCACAGGUGCAAAGCCCAUAGCAGGUGGCAUUGUGCAGCCAGACUGGAGCAGCUCACACAUCCCUGCUUGCAUCAGCACUGGGGCUCAGUGCUGCUCCAGGCCAGUAGCUCAAUGCCAUGCAGAAACAGCCAAUCUGAAUAUGCUCCAUGUCCACUCUUCCCUCUCCUUGAGGGAAGAGCUCAGUUGAAGCACAGCAGUGCAAAUUCCCAAAUGAAUAUUUAUUUUACUUGAGAGACUGGAAAACACUUUGGCUUUCUGUAGGUGUUGAGGUCACAUAUUUCCCUGUAGCCUCUAGACAGCAGCUUUUAGUUUGCAUUUUCUGUUUGAACAGCCACGCAAUAUGAGUUUUAAAGGUGUUUCAUAUCCUACAUAAAAACUAGUGAUGUGCUUGUCACUCCUGUAGCUUGGGGUAUUUCCUUUCUGUGUGCAAGGCAGCAGCAGCGUGUCCUGACGCGCGUGGCUGGGCCAGGAGAGCUGUUCAGCUCCCUUGGCUGGGGCAGUGGGGGCAGAGAGGAGCUGGCCUGCCUUUACUGGUGGCAAUGUCGUGGGUGAAACACAGCCAUCACACUUGUCAUUUCCUAGUUGUCAACCCUGGUGUAAAGACUGAAAUUAACAAUUGGUUACCUGGUGGAAGGUGUGGGCACUACAGGAUAAAGCAAAGGGGUGACACUGGCUCUUUCUGUCACCUAGGGCCACGUUGCCACCUUGCUGGUUCUGUGAUGAUCAGCUCCCAUUUGUUCCUCAGUGUGCUCAGACCUGUCAGUGCAUCUGUUAGUGUUCCGUUUCCUUUCCUGUCC
Zonotrichia albicollis (white-throated sparrow) is the source of this 2657-nucleotide messenger RNA. The record is from RefSeq and is a predicted model, not a curated record. Lineage: Eukaryota; Metazoa; Chordata; Aves; Passeriformes; Passerellidae.